AUGUCUCUCUUCGGCUCGCCGACUCCGCGCGCGGACGCGAUGGAGAGCAACGAGGAGCGCUCCGCGUCGCGCUCGUUCUCGCGUGCUUCGGCGUCCUCAUCGGAUACGUUGGAUGACGAUGAUAUUUCGGAGGCCGGGCGGCGGCGAACUGGCUCCGCGCAUGCAGAUGGCGAAAGCGACGCAGAGGGCGCAUCCCGCAAUGAAAAGGAGGAGGCGGAGAAGUUCCUCUGGGGCGCCUCAGAGGGAGAGGUAGAGGACGAAGAGGAGAACGAUUUGCUGGACGCCGAAGACUACAUCCAGGGCUCGGCGUCCUCAGCCGCGAACCGCACGACUUCGAGCGCGCCCGCGGGGGCCGCGGACGACGGCGAGGCGGAGACCUACGACGAGGAAGUCCCUUACGCGCCGCGCGUGCUGCUAAAGGACUCCGAGGCGCGCAGCCGGAAGGAAAAACUUCUCCUCGCCGCGUUCAACUCCCUCACUCACACCGAAGUCGUCCACGCGCACGCAGCCUCCGCCGACACCGCCCCCAGCGCGAACCCCUUCACCGCGCCAGCGGAGGGUGUACCUACACCUGCGGCCACGGCGGCGCCGAGUGGCAGCGAGGGCGCGUCCAGCGACGGUCUAUCGCGUCGUCCGAGCAACCGCGCGCGGCUGCUGAGUCAACCCGCGUCUGCGCCGCCGCUGCGUCUGUCGAGCUCUUCUUCGGCGCGGCAUUCCUGGGGUUCGCAGCGCUCCGCCGUGGAUAAGCCUGCACUCGCCCAAGGGGCGCGAGGCGGCUCGUUGGCGUUCGCCGCCGCCGGGCCCCCGCCGGCGCCCACUGCUGGCGCGAGCUAUGCGCGGCGGCCUGGCGCCUCGAGCGCGGCCGCCGCGCCGAGCGCAACUGGCACCUUGGCUCCCAAGAUGGUGAAGGUGAUGAAGGAGAUCUUCGGGACGCGCAAGCCGGUCGGGCGCUUCGGGGCGUACGCACAGAAGAGCGGCGGGAAGCAGGCUGCUGCGGCGACGCCAGCGGCGGCGCAGGCCGCCCAGGCGCAGCCGAACGGCGACGCGAAGCAGGCCGGCGACGCGGCUGGCCCCCUUGCGUCCUCCGCGGGGGGCCGCGGCGCCGGCUCGCAGGUUUCUGUGACGGUCACAGACGAGGCGCUGAGGCAGUUGAAGGACAUCAACUUGCUGUUGAAGCGCGAAGGCUGCUCUACCAGCUUGCGACGCCCGCGUGCGCAGGAGCUCUACGACUUCGAAGACGGUCAUAUGCUCUACCAGCACCCGCGAUUCUGUGCGACGGCAAUCUUCAGGGAGAAUCUCGUCGCGCGGCGCCUGGCGCCGCUCUGGGCGGCCAUCGCCGCGCGCUACGACGCCGUGGAGGGAUCGGACGACGCCCAGCAGAUUGCGCACCAGCAGCACCUGCUGGUGCAGCUGCUCCGCUGCCUCACCUUCCUCGCUGGCCCUCCGCCGCUCGACUGGAUUCAGUACUGGACAAAGUUUGCGCCGUGGCUGGACGAGUUGAAGCGCGUCGACGAGACGCGGAAGAAGGAGAAGAAGCGCUACGAGGAGCUCCGCGCGCGGCGCCGGCGCCUGGGCCUUGAGCAGCCUGAGGCCGAAAAACUCGCAGAGAAGGCCUUCUACGACGACGAGACGCUGUACCAAGACGAACAAGUCAAGCAGGAGCGCCGCCAACGCAGCCGCAUCAUCAUGAAGUACUACCGAGGCAUGCAGGACGCGAAGAAGGCGCUCUGCUGCGCCAGUCUGUGGCAGCUGCUCUCCUCGGUCUUCAUGGAUAAGCAGGAUUUUCUGGAUCGAGGCGGGAGGACUGCGGAGCAGCAGAGGCGUCUCGACGCCUUCGUGGAGGAGCGCGAGGCGCUCUACAGGCGCGAGCGCGAGCUCAAGGCGCGCCUCAAGGAGCUGCAGGAUCAGGAGGUCCAGGCGCAGGGCGACGACCAAGAGAGUCUCCUCACGCACCGCCUCAGGCGCGCGUCGGGGGGCUCGAGGGCGGCGCUGGCGGAGGAGGCGCGCGAGACGAUGAGCGAGUUGGAGGACGUUCGCGAGCGGAUUUUCCAAGUCACCGAGACGCUGCACGACUUGAAUCGCUCCAACCGCGAGGACCUCGAGAAGGCCGAGACGCUUCUUCAGAAUCUGCGAAUCCUCGUCUGCGCGGUGCUGCUCAUUCCGCCGUCGCUGCCAAAUUCUCUCGCAGUGACGCCUGGCACACAGCUCUCCCUCGUCGCCGCCAUGCUUCAGCAGAAGAGGGAUAAGGCGCUUUCCUCGUCUCUGCAUCCCCUCGGCGGCGUCAGUCUGCUCCACCUCCUGCUGCGCGACACGCAGUCCGACCUCUUCGCCAAGAUGCAAAAGGCCUUCUCGCUCGUCGAGCUCGCUUCCUCCUCCUCUCCCCAAGAAAACGAAUUUUACGACUUGGAAAAGAUGACGGGAGGCCUUGGGCAGUGGGCGGUCACGCACGUGCACGCCGAGCUGAUGGAGCGCGUUUGGAUGGUCUUGCGCACCGUCCACGGCCUUCUCGCGGCGAUUCCGCCGCUCGCCUUCGCAGAGCUUGUCGCAGAGAUCGUCACUGGCGUCGUGUCCUCCUCCGAUCUUCCCUCUGCCUCCUCGUCGUCGGCGCCCUCGAGCUCGUCCGCCGGUGCGCCGUCUUCUUCGUCUCUGUCGUCUCGGCGAUAUCGGCUGGCGACGCUGCAGGAUCGCGCGCAGAAGCGUUCGCAGCGAGCAUACAUUCAGUUUCUAUCGCGUUUGGAUCCUCUGAAGGCGCGGAAGUUCCUCCUUUCGGCGCGGGCUGUCGCGGCGGAGCAGCGCAAUCGCCGCGCAGCCCAGACGUGCGUCUUCCGCGACCAGCGGCGCUUCGUGAACUACGAGCGCCUCUUCGCCUUCCGCGCGCUCGCCCUACGGCCGUUCGAUCUCGAAGAGGAGAACCGGGAGGAGGCCAACCCCGAUGCAGAAACAGGCGCGGACGCCGCCCCCGCCGCACGCGAGGAGAAGCCCAAGGCGCCGCUCGCCGCGCUGGCCUCGAAGGCCGCGUGGAUGCGGACGGUGUUCUCGAAGGAGGAGGUGCUUUCGCUGCAAAAGUUGGUCUGCGGCUUCCUCGGCAUCGACGAGCUGUUCACGGCGCCUGUCAACCCAGAUACCCACGAGAACGACCUCUACUGCGGCCGCUUCUACUCCCUCGCCUUCCUCGUCGAAGCAGGCAUCAAGGAACUGCUCCGCGAGGUCGAUACCGACUACCACUGCCCCUGGGACGCCGAGCUGCUGCUGAACCUAAUCUCUUGGGUGUUCGCUUACGAGGUGACGUACUUCAAGACGGUGAACCGGCUGAGGCUCGCGCGCGCGCGGCCGAGUGGGUCGGCGGCGCUGUUGGAUCGCAUCGACUUGAUUUUCUGCCUGCAGGGCUACGAGACGGCGCUGAUUCAGGACUUUCUGACAAGUCUGUUGCACCGCGCGGUUUUUGUUUUGUCGCUUGCGCGCGGCUCGCGGCCGCUGCUGGUCUCCUGUCUCCAGUGCCUGCGUCAGCUGCUCCGUUUGCUGCAAGUCCACGUCCACUCGAGGAAGGAGGAGAUCGUGGAGGCGGUGAAAACGCAGCUGGCACUGUGGAUCAAGCGCGGCGUGCUGGGCACGCUUGCACACGUGAUGAAGAACUUCAAAUUCUCUUCGUUCGAGUCCGAUGUCUUCCUCUACGCGCUCGAAAUCGUCCUCAUCUUCGUCUCUCUCCUCCAGGCGAUCGGCGGCGCGAUCGAGGUCGUCGGGCUCCCCGCCCGCGGACUCGGCGCGCCUCGAAAGGCCGCGUGCGGCAGGGCGACUGCGGGCCUGUUCGGAGAGGAUGCCGACGAGCUCAAGGGCUCGGAGGCCUUCCUGGGCGGCGCCGAAGAACCCGGUGUUGGUAGCGGCGUGCGCAACGUGACCGUCGACGACGUCGUGCAAGAGUUCCUCCGCGGCGAAAUCAUCUCCCAAGCCAUGACGCUGCUCUCGCACUACUCGACGAACGCGGUGGCUGUGAACUCUGCGAUCGUGUCGUUUUUCGAGCUCGUGUUGGCGUACAAAGGAUCGCGUCCUGAGAACUUUGUUUUCUUCUUUGACGUCUCCUUCUUCCUGGUUUUCCGCGCGAUUCUGAACGACUCGCGCGCGCACUCCGAUCCCCGCAUCUCGUGGAUCGCGGCCUUCGCCGAGGGCGUCGUCGAGCGCUUCUUCCUCCUAUGGGGCUGCGGCUCCGAGGCCGCGCUCGAGGGGGCGGAGGUGGCCUCUGCGGACGCGGCUGAGAAGCUCUUUGGCGGCGCCUCGGAGGGCGAGGAGGGCGCGAAGGGAAACAACGCGUUCCUGCCUCUGGAGUUGCUUUUUUCGAAGAAGAAGUCCGCGGGUCGCGGAGGCUUCGGCGAGUCGCCGGCGCUCGAGCUUUUCUGUCCGACAUCGGACGGCACCUUCGCCUCGAUUGCCUCCAACUACGCGGCGGGCUCCGAUGCGCUGCUGCUUGAAGCCCUCGCGAAACAGAAAUCCGAGCAGGGCUUCUUCGCGCCUCUCGACGCCGCCGCGGAGUGCAGGCGAAACCUUGUGGACGAGGCAGGCUGUGUCGGCGGCCGCGGCGCCGCAAACAAAUUCGACAAACACGAAGACGAAAUGCUCAUUCGCGAAUACAUGACCUACCGAGACAUCAACGACUGGGACAAGUACAUCGCGACGACGCUGGGGAAGACGGCGCGGGCGGUGCGCAAGCGGCUGCAGCAGCUCUACUUGUCGAAUCCGGAGCUGCUCCCCUCGGACUUCUGCCCAGACCACGAGGAGGAGCCCGCCUCUCCGCGCGACGCCGCCGACGUGCCGGCCGCGUCCGCGGCGCGCGCAGGGCUGCCGCCGCUGCUGGGGUCGGUGCUGUCGGUCUGGGAUCUCUUCGAGACGCUGCCGGAGAGCGGUAGCGAGAAGGCGGAAAUGGAGUUUGCGCAGCUGCUCAAGGGCCUCGCGAGCAACUUCGCAGACGCCUGCCGCCUGCGCGAGGUCCUCCGCAUGGACGCUGCCGCCGGUGCUGCGCGCGACAACUUCCUCCUCGACGACGUGACCGUUGAGGAGCCGAUGGAGGGGGGCGUCGCCGCCGUCGCGGUGCUCGCCAGCGCCGAGUUCGCUGGCCUUAUGCAGGCGAUGGGCGCCGAGAAGCGCAGCGCGCCUGGGCGCGCAGACGCGGAAGACGAAGGCGUCUGGAAGAUUCCGCCGCAGCACCCGCAGGAAGUCCUCGAAGCCGCUGUGAAGAAGCUCAAAGAGCUCGUCGACCUGAACCGCGAGGCUGUGGAGGGGCGCGCGGCGGAGAUUCUGCAGCGGGAGGAGGCGCGGGCGACGCUGCAGAGCCGGCGCGUCAGGCGGCGCCCGUUCAUCUUCAACUCUGCGGCGCUUGCCGAGGCCCUCUUGAGUCUCCGUCUCCACCUCCAGCGGCUCGAGGCGGAGGAGAAGGAGCGCGAGGAGGAACGCCGCGAGACCGCCUCCGGCAGCGAAGCGGGCGUCCACGGGAGUCUCUUCGUCUCCGGCGCGACCGCGGAGACAGCCGACGCGGCCUCGCAGGCCGCCGCGUCCGCCGCGGCUGGGUCGCCCUUCUACGCACUCUUUGGUGCGCGCUCCGCAGACGCAGUUGUCGCCGAUCUCCUCGGAGUCUUCCAGGCCGUUUCUGAGCAGCUAGCCGCGCGCGAAGAGGCCGCGGAGCGCGAUCCAGAAGGCUCCCUCGAGCUGCGAGUCGAGCAGUUCGCUUGGUUUGGCUUCGAGGCGAUCGGCGAGGGCAGGGACCUGCGCAAGACGCUGUCCGCCAUGGGCUGCUUCAGGGACUUCUCUCGGGGCGACGAAGGUGAAACAGAAGAAGGCGCGCCGCUCCUGUGGCAGCUGCCUCUUGACGUCGACGCGGAAAUCUUCGAGGAUCGCGUGGAAGCCCUUCGGAACUUUGCUAGCAAGGAUAUCGACGAGCUUGACGUGCUGAUUCAGGGCAUUCGCGGCGACCGGGCGCCUGCGAGCCGCGAGGCGGAGGAGGAGGAAGGCGAGCGCGUGUGGGGCGGCGCGGACGAAGAGGAGGCCCGCGAAGGCUUCUCGCGAAAGAAGAAGCACCGCAGGCGGCAGCGUGACCGCGCGAAGCGCUUGGGAGGGGGAGGCGGCUCGCCUUCGCGGCGUCGGAAGGAGCGCGCGGCAGAUCAUCCCGUCGUGCGCACGCUAGCGAGCCUCAUGCGGAGUGCGGCGCCGCUGCCGAGGCGCCCGACGACGCGGCACAGAUACCUGCUGGCUGCGAAGCUGCUUGUCUGGCGCGAGUUCCUGGAGAGCGACCCUGUUCACCGCGACCUGCUCCAGGGCGACCGUCCGCUGCAGCGCCUGCUGGCGAGUCUGCGGCGCUGGAACGCGGAGCGCGAGGCCGUCGUUGCGGAGGCUGCCGCCGCGGCAGAGGACAGCGCCGACGAGGCAGAGAUCCUCACGCAGCGGCAAGUCCCACACCUCGUGCUCAGCGCCGCGAGCGGGCGCGAAGAGGAGCGGGAUCCUGGGGCCGUCGCCGAUCCCGCGGAGACCGAAGAAGACGGCGCAGAAGGGGGAGGGGACCGGACGCGGGGCGAAGAGAACGAGGCGGGCGGCGUCCGCUUCCGAGUGGUGCACGGCGUGCUGCCGAGCGUCGCGGCCGGUCUCUGGGUGUGCGCGGCGCUGGGUGGCAAGCCUGUUGAGGCAUCGGAGAACCGCGAGUUCGUCUGGCGCGCGGAGGAGACCGCGCUGCCCUCCUCGUGGCUGCGAAAGCAGCUGCGCAUUCUCGAGCUCGUCCUUCUGAAUCCACAGAUGCAAACUGCCGCGGGUGUGCAGGUCGAACUCCGCCUCAUCAAGGAAGCCAUGGAGCGCGAGGAAGACAAACUCCGGCGCAGAAAAGAAGAGGAGGAAAUGCGGCGACGCAGCGAAGACGAACGCGCAGAAGAGGAAGAAGAGGAGGAAGAGCCGAGAAGGUGCAGCGAGGCGCGACGCAGCGACGCCGCAGAGGCCGAUAUGGAGGACCCCGGCGCAGGGUCCGACCAAGAGGAGGACGGUGCAGAAAAGCCGGCGCAGAACAAGCGACACGGUGAGGAGGAAUCCGAGAAUGACCGCGACGCACGCGAGGACGAGAACGACCAAGACGACGACUUUGACCUCGUGCCUGAAUCAGCGGACACCGCCGCUUCCCCGCAGGCUGCGUCUGCUGCGGAGGCGCCCGGCGAAGAAGGGCACUCAGAGCUCGACGAAGAAGACUACAAAAUGUUUUUACCGGUCUCCGACAACAGUCUGUCGGAGGACGACGCCGAGGGCUCGCUGUUUGACGCCUGGGAUGCGGUCGGGAGCGAGGGCGAGGAGGAGACGCCCCAGGGCGCGCACGGAGACACCCGCCGGAGACAGUUGGGGACAAAGGAGGCAAGUGGGCCUUCCGACCGCGGUCGAAGCAGGGGUACGCGGGCGGACGGGGGCAACGGCGAAAACGAGUUGCUUUCCAUCAUCGACGAUCUCCAGUCCCUUGAGAACACGCGCCGCGGUCGGGCGCCUGCGGCUCCGGUGGCGCCAAGCGGAAACGGCGAAGCCGAGGGCCGGAGGAAGCGCGACCGAGCAGAAGGGCGCGACGACUUCGCGGCAGAGGGCGCCUCGCAAGAAGAAGACAUCGACAGAGUCAAGCGUCUCAUGCGUGGCCUGGAAAGCACCUUUGCUGAACUAAAGGAAGUGAGGAGAAACGUCGCGUUGCCCCCCAAGGCGGCGCUUCAGCUGGCUGCAAGAGUUUGA
Molecule: messenger RNA, 7731 nt
Organism: Besnoitia besnoiti
Lineage: Eukaryota; Apicomplexa; Conoidasida; Eucoccidiorida; Sarcocystidae
Exons: 16
Coding region: 1-7731 (2576 amino acids)
Source: RefSeq, a predicted model, not a curated record